Messenger RNA from Rhea pennata, 7678 nucleotides. It is a transcript of the gene SLIT3, whose product is annotated as slit guidance ligand 3. NCBI's taxonomy places the organism in Eukaryota, Metazoa, Chordata, Aves, Rheiformes, Rheidae. Gene Ontology annotation, molecular function: heparin binding; Roundabout binding; calcium ion binding. The transcript has 36 exons. The record is from RefSeq and is a predicted model, not a curated record. Bases 29 to 4591 code for a protein of 1520 amino acids. Gene Ontology annotation, biological process: negative chemotaxis; axon guidance.
CCCUGGGGCCGGCGGCUCGCGCGGGGCCAUGCGGCGCGGCGGCGGCGGCGCGCGGCUCUGCCUCGCGGCGGUGCUGAGCUUCUGGAGCUGCCUGGGCUGGGCGCCUGCUGCGGGGUGCCCCCACAAGUGCACGUGCGUCGCUUCCAGCGUGGACUGCCACGGCCUGGGGCUGAGGACGGUACCGAGGGAUAUUCCCAGGAACGCGGAGAGACUAGAUCUAGAAAAAAAUAAUAUCACAAGAAUCACGAAGACGGACUUUGCAGGACUGAAGAACCUUCGUGUCUUACACUUGGAAGAAAAUCAGAUUAGUGUGAUAGAACGUGGAGCAUUUCAGGAUCUAAAGCAACUUGAACGGCUGCGUCUGAACAGGAAUAAAUUGCAAGUUCUUCCGGAGCUGCUUUUUCAGAACACGCAGAAGUUAACAAGAUUAGACCUAAGUGAAAACCAGAUAAAAGGAAUCCCUAGGAAGGCCUUUCGAGGAAUCAUCGAUGUGAAGAACUUGCAGCUGGACAACAACCAGAUCAGCUGCGUGGAGGACGGCGCCUUCCGAGCCCUGCGCGACCUGGAGAUCCUUACGCUCAACAACAACAACAUCACCCGCAUUCCUGUUACCAGCUUCAAUCACAUGCCGAAGAUCAGGACUCUGCGGCUUCACUCCAAUUUCCUGCACUGCGACUGCCACUUGGCCUGGCUCUCCGACUGGCUGCGGCAGAGGCGCACCAUCGGCCAGUUCACCUUCUGCCUGGCGCCUGUAAGCCUCCGGGGUUUCCUCGUGGCCGAGGUUCAGAAAAAGGACUUUGUCUGCUCCGGAUCCCAGUCUGAAGCUCCAUCGUGCAGUGCCAGUUCCAUCACUUGCCCAUCUGCCUGCACCUGCAGCAACAACGUGGUGGACUGUCGAGGACGGGGCUUAACUGAAAUUCCAGCUAACCUACCGGAGGACAUUUGGGAAAUACGUUUGGAACAAAACCUCAUCAAAAUCAUUCCUCCUGGAGCUUUUACCCAGUACAAGAAACUUAAGAGAAUAGACAUCAGCAAGAAUCAAAUAUCUGACAUUGCACCUGAUGCAUUCAAAGGCUUGAAAUCUCUCAUUUCCUUAGUGCUCUAUGGAAACAAGAUCACAGAGAUUCCCCAGGGCCUUUUUGAUGAUCUUGUGUCUCUGCAGCUGCUGCUUCUCAAUGCCAAUAAGAUCAACUGCCUGAGGGUAAACACGUUCCAAGGUCUGCAUAAUCUCAAACUGCUAUCUCUUUAUGACAACAAACUGCAGACCAUCAGCAAGGGCCUCUUUGCACCUCUCCGAUCGAUCCAGACUCUACAUUUAGCUCAGAAUCCAUUUGUGUGCGACUGCCAUUUGAAGUGGCUGGCUGAUUACCUGCAGGAUAAUCCGAUAGAAACCAGCGGCGCUCGAUGCAGCAGUCCGCGUCGCCUUGCCAACAAACGCAUCAGCCAGAUCAAGAGCAAGAAGUUCCGCUGCUCAGGGUCAGAAGAUUACAGAAGCAAAUUCACUGGGAAGUGCUUCAUGGACCUUGUCUGUCCUGAGAAGUGUCGCUGUGAGGGAACAAUCGUAGACUGCUCUAACCAAAAACUAACCCGAUUACCCAGUCACCUUCCCGAGUAUACUACUGAUCUGCGUUUGAAUGACAAUGAUAUUUCUGUUUUGGAAGCUAUCGGACUCUUCAAGAAAUUGCCAAACCUCAGAAAAAUAAAUCUGAGCAACAAUAAGAUCAAGGAGAUCCGAGAAGGCACAUUUGAUGGGGCUUCGGGAGUGCAGGAACUGAUUUUGACAGAGAAUCAACUGGAAUCAGUGCAUGGACGGAUGUUUAAAGGUCUCACAGGGCUGAAGACAUUGAUGCUGAGGAGCAACUCUAUCAGCUGUAUAAACAACGACACCUUUGCGGGCCUGAGCUCAGUGAGGCUGCUUUCCCUGUAUGACAACCACAUCAGCACCAUCACCCCUGGAGCCUUCAGCACACUAGUCUCUUUGUCUACGAUUAAUUUGCUGGCUAACUCCUUUAACUGCAACUGCCACUUGGCUUGGCUGGGAAAGUGGCUGAGGAAGAAGAGAAUUGUCAGUGGAAAUCCACGCUGCUUGAAACCUUUUUUCUUAAAGGAUAUUCCAAUCCAAGAUGUGGAUGCCCAGGACUUCACCUGUGAUGGUAACGAGGAGAGCAGCUGCGCGCUCUCGCCGCCCUGUCCCCCGCAGUGUACCUGCCUGGACUCGGUGGUGCGCUGCAGCAACAAAGGGCUGCGCGUCUUGCCCAAAGGAAUUCCCAAGGACGUGACCGAGCUAUACCUGGAAGGAAACCAUCUGACUGCUGUACCAAAGGGGCUGUCGGCGUUCAGACACCUGACUCUAAUUGAUUUGAGCAACAACAGCAUAAGCGUGCUGGCCAAUUACACCUUCAGCAACAUGACUCAGCUGUCGACACUGAUCCUGAGUUACAACAGGCUGCGGUGCAUUCCGGUCCGCGCCUUCGACGGGCUCCGGUCCCUCCGCGUGCUGACGCUGCACGGGAACGCCAUCGCCACUCUGCCCGAAGGCUCCUUCGCUGACCUGGUCUCCCUCUCCCACCUGGCCCUGGGCACCAACCCUUUGCACUGCGACUGCAGCCUGCGCUGGCUCUCCGAGUGGGUGAAGGCGGGCUACAAGGAGCCGGGGAUCGCGCGCUGCAGCGGGCCGGACCCCAUGGCCGACAGGCUGCUGCUCACCACGCCGACCCACCACUUCCAGUGCAAAGAGCCGGUGGAUAUUAGCGUUGUGUCCAAGUGCAACCCUUGCCUCUCCAACCCGUGUAAGAACAACGGGACGUGUACCAAUGAUCCGGUGGAGUUCUAUCAGUGCACUUGUCCUUUUGGCUUCAAGGGUCGAGACUGCAGCGUGCCCAUUAAUUCUUGCAUUCAAAAUCCAUGUCAAAAUGGAGGGACCUGCCACCUCACCGAGGCAAAUAAAGAUGGAUUCAGCUGUUCUUGUCUCCUUGGGUAUGAGGGGGAGAGAUGUGAAAUAAACCCAGAUGACUGCGAAGAUAAUGACUGUGAGAAUAACUCUACAUGCGUGGACGGGAUCAACAACUAUGUCUGUCUCUGCCCUCCUAAUUACACAGGUGAACUGUGUGAUGAGGUGAUCAACCAUUGCAUUCCUGAGCUAAAUCCCUGCCAACAUGAGUCCAAAUGUCUCCCCCUUGACAAAGGAUUUAGGUGCGAGUGCUCGCCGGGCUACAGCGGCAAGCACUGCGAGGUCGACGACGACGACUGCGGGGGCCAUCAGUGUCGGCACGGCGCCGUCUGCGCGGACGCGGUCGGCGGCUACACCUGCAUCUGUCCUCAGGGCUUCAGUGGGCUUUUCUGUGAAAACCCUCCACCGAUGGUCCUGCUGCAGACGAGUCCGUGCGACAACUACGAGUGCCAGAACGGGGCGCAGUGCAUCGUGGUGCACCACGAGCCCGUCUGCCGCUGCCUGGCUGGCUUCGCCGGGCAGAAGUGCGAGAAGCUCAUCACGGUCAACUUUGUUGGGAAGGAUUCCUAUGUGGAGCUGCCAUCGGCCAAAAUUCGCCCUCAGGCGAACAUCUCCCUCCAGGUAGCAACAGACAAGGAUAAUGGCAUCUUGCUGUACAAAGGGGACAACGACCCUCUGGCUUUGGAGCUGUACCAAGGACACGUGAGGCUCAUCUACGACACGCUCAAUUCUCCACCUACCACAGUAUACAGUGUGGAAACAGUGAAUGAUGGGCAGUUUCAUAGUGUGGAGCUGGUGAUGCUGAAUCAAACUCUGAACCUGGUGGUGGACAAGGGGACUCCCAAAAGUCUAGGAAAACUCCAGAAACAAUCUUCUGUCAGCCUCAACACACCCCUCUACAUUGGAGGGAUCCCAACAUCUACCGGACUAUCUUCACUGCGUCAGGGUGCAGAUAAGACACCAAAUGGUUUUCAUGGUUGUAUUCAUGAUGUCCGCAUCAAUAAUGAGCUGCAGGACUUCAAGGAUUUACCACAGCAGUCACUAGGAGUCUUUCCUGGUUGCAAAUCCUGUAACAUCUGCAAGCAUGGCAUUUGCCGGUCCCUAGAGAAAACAAGUGUGAUUUGUGAAUGUCACCCAGGCUGGACAGGCCCUCUGUGUGACCAGGAGAUUGGAGACCCAUGUCUUAACCACAAGUGUCUGCAUGGUAAGUGUGUGGCAGCCAAUGUUGCUUACACCUGUAAGUGCUUGGAGGGCUACACAGGCAUGUACUGUGACAAGAAGAACAAUUCCUCAAACCCCUGCAGGAUUUUGAAAUGCAACCACGGACAGUGUAGACUUUCCGAGCGCGGGGAACCCUACUGCGAAUGUGAUCCUAACUAUAGUGGAGAACAUUGUGACAGAGAGAAUCUCUGCCAAGGCGAGAUCAUUCGAGAAGUCAUCCGUAAGCAGCAGGGCUACACGUCAUGCGUCAGCGCCUCCAAGGUGCCCCGCAUGGAGUGCCGCGGCAGCUGCAGCCACGGGCACUGCUGUGUCCCUCUCCGCAGCAAAAGGCGGAAAUACAUCUUCCAGUGUGCUGAUGGCUCCACCUUCAUGGAAGAGCUGGAGAGACAUGUGGAGUGCGGCUGCUCAAAGUGCUUAUAAGCCAUUCUCCAGUCCUUGCCACUUUAAUCAGCUCAGAAGCGCUAUCAAAACGGGACCUAUUUACUUUCAGAGUGAAGAAGAAGAAAAGAAUUAUUAAGUAUAUUGUAAAAUAAACAAAAAAUAGAACUUAUUUUUAUUAUGGAAAGUGACUAUUUUCAUCUUUUAUUAUAUAAAGUAUCGCACCACUUUGGGUAUAUGUAUCAUAUAGUGAGUUAUUUUUACCAUGAAACUUUUUUUAAUGGUUGUAAGAAAAAAGACCAAAAAGCUAAAAUUAAAAAAAAAUAUAUAAAGAAAACAUAGCCUAACAGGAGAAAUGUGGGGGUGACUUUAUGUGUAUGCACAAUGGACAAGUGUAAAGGUGUUCCAAGGACCUGCCGCAGAAUUGAUACAGGCUGAAGAAACCUCCGAGUUUCUGGGUGGGUCUCCUAAGAAGGUGGAUCCCAGUAACUGACAGCCAUCUCACUUAUUCCGGCACCCUGAAAAAGCCUCCCUCUCGGUCCCUAGCCCUGCCUAACGCUGCUGAUGCUGUUUUGUUCCUGUACAGUGGCUCAGCUUGAUACUCUUGAACCAGUUCCCCAUAGCACGUAGGCACUGCCAUAGCUUAAGGCUAACUACAUUAUUUGAAUAUUGUAAUACUAUAAUACAUUUUUGCUGUGUAUGUUUGUAUUUAUCUGUGUUCACAAUAUAUUCUUCAGCAACUGUAUCUAUAGAGCACAGGCAGCUUUAUCCAGAAGAAGGGGACAAAGGGAAAGGAAGUGGGGAAUAUAUGUUGUUUUGGGAAAUUUGGGGGCAAAAUGUGAAACAGUGCUAGGUAAUGCCUAAUAAAUGCCAUACUAAUUUUGUGUUAGCUCCUCACCUAUGUUAUUUCCCAGCUUUGUGCCUUCUUGCUCCCAGCCAUGAGCCCUUUUUUGUAUGUGAAAUAUAAGGAAUGCACUGCUUGUCGCCUUGACGCCGUGACACUUUAACUUGCAAAGGCCAUAGAGAGCAUGAAAAUAAUACAGGUGCCAGAUUUACCUGCAGCAGAACAACUUUUACUCUCAUUAUCACUACAGCCUGUUCAUCAAGACUCUGGUACCAAGCAGUUGGCUGCUUUUCCACAGCCUUUUAAAUGAGCGGAAGUUGCACUAUAUCUAUGUGAUGUUCUUCAGCCUCUACUUGUCCAGCUAUGUCCAGUUCUGUUCUCACAUCUGGUGCGGAUUGACAGAUGCAGCCAAAGUUUUUCCAUCCUAUUGCACAUCCUGCACUUGUUUCUCCCAAAGUACUCCUGUUAACUUCAGCAGUGUGUACAGAGCAAAUGCUGAAUACGAAGCAGAAAUCAGUGGGGAGAUAAAUUCUCACUGUGAACGUGAGACAAAAACUGGCUCUUUGGGAGUGAGUUGGAUUUUUGGAGGGUUUUUGGCAGUGCCACCUUUCAGAGUCAGCAAUUAUGUGCAAAGAGUACCACAGAUACGAUGAAGUUUCUCUUACUAUAAAUUUCAAAUGUCCCUAUCAAUAACUAUUCAAAGCACUGUAAUUAUCAGUGUAGUUUCUUUUACUAGUAUAGCAAAUAUUGUGGUCUUUUCGUCAAUGUCUCCUUCUGUAAGAGUUAAAGUCAGAGUUUAGUUCCAGAAACCAUAAACCCCUUUUGGAAGUGGUCACUGCUCUCACCAGCGCUGAAGUUUUGCAUCACAGGCUUUAGCAAGGAUGAGUAGGAAAGCUGAAUCAAGUAAUCAGUGCUUGUGUUUGACGGAGGCUUUGGAAAGGAGAAGCACAGAAUGAAAUCCUGCCAUGAAAAGUACAAAUCUUAAUUUCCUGCUAAAAAAGGACAGUGACCACGUAGACAUCAUGCAACCAAAAGGCUCUAAAAUGCUUAGCAUUCUUCCGCUAUUUAAAUCUUUGCUUAACCACAGCAGUUAAUUCAUAUGUUUUUGUUACUACCAGAGCAAAUUGAGCAGAAGAGACAUAAUGAAUACACUAGUAAUCUUUCAAAAUAAAUACUGGUAUUUGGAACCUGCAAUCAGUGAAACAUAAAACAAUCACUGGUUGAUGUGCUAAAAAGAGCCGGGGGGGUGGGGGGUGGGUGAAGGGGAUAACCCUGGCUGUAAAGUACUAUGUUUGUCUUUUUAUUCUGGAUAUAACAUAAGAUGCUUAAAGCAGCUGGAGCUUAUAAUCUACACCCAAACCCACAACCUACAGAUUUUAAAAAUAUGUGCAAAUAACUGCAGACACUUGUGUAAAGAUGUGCCUGGCCCAACAUUACCAUUAGUGUUAUAUUCCUGCUUAAUACACUUUAAUUUCCAAAGAAGUGGCUGCUGAUAUGCCAGGCAGUCAACGUCCAGACUGAGCAGUGGCUCACAAGCCCUCUCUGUGGCCCGCUGCACGAUUUGUAGCCGGGCCUGCAGAAGCACUGCCCUCCUCCAACACUAACCAAAGUUGUGUUUGGUUUGUCCCUUGAGCAGCAGCACAUGUGAGGAUGAUGUUAACAUUCGCUCUUGGCCUCACACCUGCCUGAGGGUGCUUUAAAGGGAAUGACCUUGACUGGCAAGGCAAGAAAGCCAUCAACAUCUUGUUAACACAUCGCUCUGGGAUUUGUUUAACCAAAGCCUUGCACCAAAGUGACCAGCAACGGCUCCGCAAGGCUGGCCCUGUUCCUGGCCCUUUUCUGUCAGGGCAUUUCAAUGCCAAGCGUUGGGACAAAGAAAGGAGAGUAUCUAUUUUGUAACCAAAUGAUGUAAUUUUUGUAUGCUUUUAGGCAGCACUUGCCAUUGGAUAGUGAUGCUUUAUGUCAAUGAUUCUAUGACUUGCUACAGAGUUAUUUUAUGUUGAGAAAAAAGCAUUCAGAAGUGCCAAAAAAUGUGAGGUCAGCUGAAGUGUUAAUUAGCUCUGAAAGUUCCUCUGUAACCUGCCUAAUAUAACAAUAGAUUUCAAAUACUGUCAGUACAAUGCAGUAGUUUUUACCUUUAUAAAGUUUUAAUAUAAAGUGAAGAAAGAUGCUAACCCUCCAACAAAUGGCAAUGCAGACUGGUGUGAACUGAUGUAUUUUAUUAAUAGAUUCUUGUUGUGAUGUAAGUUUAAAUAAAUUGUUGGGUUAUGGAAGAUUGUAAGAUA